GCCAGACGCGGAGGAAAGGAGCUGUGACUAGCCGCCCAGAGGCCGCCAAGCCAGCGACGCCUGAGCUAGUCGAGCCGCGUCGCCGCGCCCCCAUGGCGGCCGCCAACGACAGUCACGAGGACCACCAUACUUCCACAGAGAAUGCAGAGGAGUCCAACCACGACCCCCAGUUUGAGACAAUAGUUUCUCUUCCUGAGCAAGAAAUUAAAACACUGGAGGAAGACGAAGAGGAACUUUUUAAGAUGCGUGCAAAGCUGUUCCGGUUUGCUUCAGAGGAUGACUUCCCAGAAUGGAAGGAGCGAGGCACUGGAGACGUCAAGUUUCUGAAGCAUAAGGAGAAAGGGACCAUCCGCCUUCUCAUGAGGAGGGACAAAACCUUGAAGAUAUGCACCAAUCACUAUAUCACACCAAUGAUGGAGCUGAAGCCAAAUGCUGGCAGUGACCGUGCCUGGGUCUGGAAUACCCACACCGACUUUGCUGACGAGUGCCCCAAGCCUGAGCUGCUCGCCAUCCGCUUCCUAAAUGCUGAGAACGCACAAAAGUUCAAAACAAAGUUUGAAGAAUGCAGGAAAGAAAUUGAAGAGAGAGAAAAGAAAGGACCAGGCAAAAAUGAUAAUGCUGAAAAGGUGGCUGAGAAGCUGGAAGCCCUUUCAGUGAAGGAGGCCAGAGACGAGGCUGAAGAAAAGUCUGAGGAGAAGCAAUGAAUCAUUCUGUCUUUUUCCUUUCCUUUUCUUUUUAAAAAUUUGCCCCACCCUUUAAGGUUUGUUUUUAUUCUGUUUUGCUUUUACAAGGGACUUUAUAAAGAACUGAAUU
Molecule: messenger RNA, 813 nt
Organism: Rattus rattus (black rat)
Lineage: Eukaryota; Metazoa; Chordata; Mammalia; Rodentia; Muridae
Product: ran-specific GTPase-activating protein-like
Exons: 1
Coding region: 93-704 (203 amino acids)
Biological process (GO): positive regulation of mitotic centrosome separation; nucleocytoplasmic transport
Cellular component (GO): centrosome; nuclear pore; cytoplasm
Molecular function (GO): GTPase activator activity
Source: RefSeq, a predicted model, not a curated record